AUGUGGGCUGCGGUCACAGUUUCUUUCACGUCGGUUAACGACCAGCUGAUCGCACAGCCACGGUCAGCUAAAAGACAAUCCGAGCAAUGCGACGUGAAGACGGUUAAUUACAGUGUGACCACAGACGCACCUGUGCCAUAUGGUUUAACUUCACGGUCAGCAAACGUGCGCCGGCUUGUCCGAGGGAGGGACGCGCUCCGCUGCCCAGCCGACGCUCCAAAUUUGAAUGAAGCCGUCAAUCACGAUCACGUAGGUCUACUGCACAACGCCCGAGCGGAGGGUUGGACGCGGCUGGUGCAGACAGUCGAGACCAACUUGCCGCGCAUGCAGCCCGCGCCUAUCGUUAACCGCGGAACGGAAGUGCAG
Iphiclides podalirius (scarce swallowtail) is the source of this 366-nucleotide messenger RNA. Lineage: Eukaryota; Metazoa; Arthropoda; Insecta; Lepidoptera; Papilionidae. The record is from the annotation of a GenBank genome assembly.